Messenger RNA from Didymodactylos carnosus, 882 nucleotides. The record is from the annotation of a GenBank genome assembly. NCBI's taxonomy places the organism in Eukaryota, Metazoa, Rotifera, Eurotatoria, Philodinida, Philodinidae.
AUGGCAGCUACAUCAAGAGUUCAAUGUAAAAAAUGUGAGAAAAAUUCUGGUAUAAUCACAUGCAAUGGCUGUUUAGAAGAAUUGUGCAGACGGUGUUUCAAUGAUCACCGUCAAGAUUUGUUAAAAGAAUUCGACAAUGUUGUUUACGAACAUGAUAUGCUCAAACAGCAGCUUGAAACGCCAAAUGAAAAUGAGUCUCACCCUUUGUUAAAACAAAUUGAUGAAUGGAAGAAAGACUCUAUCAAUAAAGUCAAACAACUUGCUGAACAAUGUCGGGCUGACGUUGUCAACUUGCUCGAUGAGAACAAGGACGCAUUUAUCAAUAGAUUGAGCAAAAUAACGAAUACAGUUCGUAAAGGUAGAGAUGAUGACGACUAUGAUGAACGAGAUCUCAGAAAGUGGAUGGAUGACUUAAAAGAAUUAAAAGAUGAACUUAUCAAACCAUCGAACUUCUGCGUUGAAGAGGAUAAACAACAAUCUCCUUGGAUUCCAAAGAUCAGAGUACGCGAAAAUUUCUACGACCAAGCAAAAGCGAAAAAUGUUCAAACCUAUAUAGAUAUUAGUUUAUAUGGGAUUAAUAUAUGGAAUGUGCAUGAUGCAAUAAUUAAUGAUUUACCAAGGACAAACAAUCAUGUUGAGGGGUACAAUAGUCGUUUGGAAAGUAAUUUUCCAAAACACCCACAUAUUUAUCAUUUUAUUGAAUUGUUACGUGAUGAACAUUUAUAUCAACAUCAUAGAGCUGAAGAAUCAGAUAUGCAAAUAAGGAAACGAAAAAACUUAUACAAUAAUAUUGAUAGUAAGUUAAAAGAAUUACAUGAAGAACACGUAAAAAGAACAAUAACAAAUACUGAACUGGCUAUUAAAUGUGGUAGAGCUGUUUAA